AAAGUGUCAUUAAUACAAAAUUUAUUUUGUUUUACGUUUUAAUAAUGUUAAUAAAAAAAUAAUAAUAAUUAUAAUGGUAAUAAGAGUGUUCAUAUCGCAAUAAAGUUUAUGUAUUUUGCAAAACUAUUUUAACGUUUCAAUAAACAAUGUACUGUUAGCGUAACUCUAAUAUAAUGUAAUUUUAAUUAUAGCUUUAUUUUUGGUUAAAAAAACUUUCUAUUUUGUUCUCUGAUUUGUUGCUAUGGUCACGCAUGCAAAGCGACAGUAAACGAACGGUCCUCAGCUCUCGGAAAGCCCUUGUUAAAAUUCUGGAAGUGCAAUUGUGGUUGGAACGAAGACCGGCAUACAAAAGGGGUCCCCAGGACCAAGGCUGGGAAUCACUGCUGUAGUGCACCUUUGAAGCAGGAUGGCAGCGCAGUGGUCAACGGUAGAGCGGCUCAGGGUGAUCACUGUGCUGCAGGACUGUGAGGACCAGCUGGCAGUGCUGGGGCACAUCAAGCCCAAAACCUGCGUGGGCCACCUGGAGAUGCAGGAGCAGCGAAAUGGGGUGACCCAGCAAAAUCAGACAGAGGAGGCAGGGCUGGCAAAGUCCAAAAAGGAAAUGAGGUCACAGAGGGAGUCUGAUGUAAUCUCAGAGAAUAAAGAGCUGUCACCUGAACCCCUGGCCCAGGUGGAGUAUGACAGGAAUUUUGUGGCUCAAGUGAUCACGAAUCUGCUGAAGGAGUUGCGGGAGACCGGAACAUUCCACAGUCUGCUGUCCACCAUAGAAGAGGAGAAGAAGAGGAAGGCCCGCAUCCGGGACUUCAUCCUCAGUGAGGAGGAGGGGCGGCGCAGGACCAAGGUUCUGCAGAGGCAGCUGCUGGACAUCCGCAAGGAGAAAGUGCUGGAGCUGCAGCGACGUGAUGAAAUGAUAGCCCACCUGAAAGAUCAGCUGCAGGAGACAAAGGCCAAGACUGAUCUGGAGAUGAAGUAUGUGGCCAAAAGCUCUGACCUGCAGGUUUACCAGGAACAAAAGCUAAACUCCAUGAAGGAGAAGGAACUGGAGGCUGAGAUCAAGAGACUGCAUGAGAUGCUGGAGGAGGAGAGACUUUCUCACAUCGAGUUGGAGAGAUUCCUCAAAGAGGACCAGUUAGCCCUGGAGGAGAAGCUGGAGAUGUGGAUGGAACGCUAUGAGAAGGACAUGGAGGACAAACAGCAUGAGCUCAACACCCUGAAGAACAACAGAGCCAGCAACCUGGCCCGCCUGCAGGAGCUGGCCAAGAAGUACAGGGAGAGUGAGCAGGUGGUGAUCGCAGACAGGGUGGAGAAGGAGAACCUUCGCAGAGAGCGAGAGAAGGAGGAGAUGGAAUGGGCUUCCGCCAUCAAGCUCCAGUCCUGGUGGCGCGGGACCAUGGUGCGGCAGGGCCUGGGCCCCUUCAAGAAGGGCAAGAAACCCAAAGCUAAGGAGGGCAAAAAGGGCAAGAAGAAGAAAAAGAAGUGAGAGAAUCCUGUUUUUCAUGAAGCAGCGUCAGCAGCACAGUUUCCUUUCACGCGUGCGCCAGCACAGUGCUCAAACUGUUAAAAUAACCCCAACCUCAGCGCUCCAACUCAGGGGUAUCUGAAAAGGGAAAUGUGAUCUAGUCAAAUUCCACAAAGCUUUAAUCAGUGUAAUGUUUCUCGUGUUGAGGUUACAAUGCAUGGAUGAAUUAUGUUUUAGAUGUGUGUGCAGUUUUACCAAUACAACGAAUCAUAACCAUAAUAACUCAUAACUAAUUAGAAUAGUAUUAGAACUAAUAACUAACACUGUAGUUAUCUAGAUCAAUGGUUCCCAAUCUGUAUGCUGGUUUUCAUUCCAACCACACAAUCUCAGAAUUUUAACAAGCUAUUAUUUUUCUUAAUUAGGUGCUUUUCAUGUUUAGAGGGAUUAUUUCUCCUCUUAAGCCACAUUAUGUCCGAAAUAGCUAUGCAUGCCAUGAAGAAUAAAAGUCCCAUGUUCAUGUUA
Messenger RNA from Anguilla rostrata (American eel), 1981 nucleotides. RefSeq names its product dynein regulatory complex protein 9-like. Gene Ontology annotation, biological process: cilium organization; sperm axoneme assembly. Gene Ontology annotation, cellular component: sperm flagellum; cytoplasm. The transcript is spliced from 11 exons. Gene Ontology annotation, molecular function: protein binding. Lineage: Eukaryota; Metazoa; Chordata; Actinopteri; Anguilliformes; Anguillidae. The coding region runs from base 407 to 1480 and encodes 357 amino acids. The record is from RefSeq and is a predicted model, not a curated record.